Penicillium verrucosum is the source of this 3534-nucleotide messenger RNA. RefSeq names its product putative intermediate filament protein (Mdm1) (gene rgsC). Gene Ontology annotation, molecular function: phosphatidylinositol binding. The record is from RefSeq and is a predicted model, not a curated record. Gene Ontology annotation, cellular component: intracellular membrane-bounded organelle. The transcript has 4 exons. Bases 1 to 3534 code for a protein of 1177 amino acids. NCBI's taxonomy places the organism in Eukaryota, Fungi, Ascomycota, Eurotiomycetes, Eurotiales, Aspergillaceae.
AUGGCCCUUAGCCGCCGUGACCUCGUUCUGGCGGGCGUCGGCGUAUUCAUCGCUUGGGGUCUUGUGGUUCGCUGGCUGCCGAUCCUCCGCUAUCUAGGAUAUGCCUUGACACUGGGUGUUAUCCUAUCUUCUGCAGGACUUUUCGGACUUGUCGCAUUGACAAUCCGGCAUCAGAAUGCCGAAGUCAACACUAAGAGAGUUUCAGUGGCUUUCAUAAAACCCAACCAAUGGCGAAAAGAAGUGCUGAAUGUCCGCCGGAGCACGCGAUACCGGCCCCGGCCACUCUAUCCUCAGUCCUUUGUUGUAUCGGAAGGGAUCGACGAACUUUUAUCUUUCAUAACCCGAGACUUUGUUUCCUCGUGGUAUCACAGUAUCAGCCCGAACCCCAUAUUUGUCAAUGAAGUUGAUCGAACGAUCCGUGUCGCCCUUGAGAACCUCCGGGAUAGGUUGGUUGCGGAGGACAUGGUAUCGCUGAUCGUAUCGCGCAUCUUUCCUAUCGUGACAUCGCAUCUCAAGGAAUUUGACAUUGCCGAACGUUCAGUUCGGGGACGCAAUCUCAGUCGAAAUGUGACCGAGUCUGGAGAGCUUGAUCUGGCCAUUGCAAACAAAUACCGUGAUGGUCGUUUACAUCCUGCUGUUGCAACAUCUGCGUCCGAUCAAAAGUCUGUUCAACAGGAGUACCUGCGCAAGCUAGCGGUUGGCCUUUUACCCCAGCUAUUCCCGGAAAGCGUGCUGAACGGUCGAAUUGUGUCGGUUCUGAUUCGCGAAAUCAUCUCAUGCGCUGUGCUUAUUCCAAUAGUUACUUCAUUAUCAGAUCCAGACACAUGGAACCAACUAAUGGAAGCAUAUGGCCGUACAGCUUUGCAGGAUCGGAAGACUGUACGCAAACUGCGCGCCGCUUUGGACCAGCAUGCGUCACCCACACCUAAGUCCAAGCGUGGGCAACCAUUCCCACGACUAUCCGCAACCGAUUCAGAGCGAGCCUUUGAGCGCUUUGUGAGAGCAAUCAGGAAAUGUAACAACCUUUCCGAUGCCCGCCGGUUCCGUGCCCUCGUUUCCAGUCAAUUGAAGCAAGAGAGUGUGGUGGAGGGUCAGGAUCAGGUCUAUUUGAAGCGACUCGAAACAGGAAAACGUGUUCUUGAUCAGAAAGUGGCGAAACUUGCGAGACCUGGCGAGGACUCCCAUGUACCUCCAGCAUUAGACCUUCGACCCGAGGUCCCACCUAGAACGCAUGAAUCGUCACUGGUUGACGUGAUGCACAGCGCAUCUGGACUUUCUUAUUUUAUGGAGUUUAUGGACCGCCAAAAGCUGAUGUCGCUUGUUCAAUUUUGGGUUGUUGUGGAUGGAUUCCGCAACCCACUUGAAGACGACUUUGGAGAUGAGGCAGUGCCCACUUCAUUAGCAUGGAAGCCAGCAGACAGAAACGACCUAGCCCUCAUUAGUGAAACCUACCUAUCAAAGCCCGAACUAAAGGUCUCUGAGGAGUCUCGGCGAACAGUCAAGAUAUUCCUGAGUGCAGGAAAGCGUGCCACCCCGGAACAAUACCGAAAAGCGCGAAUGGUGGUUCUGACAACUCAGUCCACCAUUCUAGAGCAUCUCCAAGAUACUUAUUAUCCAAAGUUCAAGGAGUCUGAUCUAUACUGGAAGUAUCUUGCAUCCGAUGAAGCAUCCGCUGCCCAGGCGCCACCGGGAGUGAGAUCAUCCAGAGAUUUGCGACGAGCAGCUGUCUCGUCUAGUGAUAUGCGGGGGAUGGGGAAAUUGUUUGAUGAUGACGAUUCACCACGACGAUCAAUGGAUUCAGAACGAUCUGCUCAUCUUUUUGAUGAUGACUAUGACACCGACAAUCUCGCCACGUCCACCCAUAGUUUGGGCAAGGAUUCCCAGAAUGGUGAGAAUGAUUCUAGCCAGAGCCAAAGCCAAGUCCUAGAGACGAUGGAGGCAGCGCUUAAUGAUAUCAUUACCAAUGAGCCCAAAAAUGGAAGAAUCGAAGACCUCAAAGGAGAUGCUGCCGGUCUGUUUGGGCCGGAGCGCCCUGUCCUUUCGUCGCGCAGCUCGUCCGAAAUUCCCCAGGUUGACAACCGGAAUGAGAGAACCAAGAAAAGCAUCGCAUCGCUUGGUCUGGUGGAUCAUGCGUCGCGACUUGGUGUAUUUGAUGACGACUUAUUUCCGGAUCAGCAGAAAUUCAUCGAAGAUGAAUACGAAGAACCAGACGGCGUGGAUGAAAAAGACUCGGCAGAUGAAGUGCAUGAAGCUGCACCGGGUGACUUGGGUCUAACAGAAGCGAUUGAGGCGCUCUCGGUAGAUAUCGACAAGCUUGCAGCCCAGGACUCCGUGGUCCAAGCAUUGACACGAAAAGCAGAACUGACAAACAACACUGCGGAACUGAGAAUCCUGCGCAAGUCCAAGGCCAGCAUCCAGCGCGAAAUGCACCGCAAGGAAAUGCAGCGGCAACAGUACAUUCUCCAGGAAAGCGAUAACAGCUUGUUUGGGCGGUCGACUGUUAGCCUCAAGUCUACUGUUGUGGGCAAAGAAGAGGAUGAUGGCCGUGAAUUUGCAAUGUAUGUCGUGGAGGUUCGAAGAAAUGCCGGCGAACAAAUGCCCGCUGCAUCGUGGGUCGUUGCACGGCGAUACAGCGAGUUCCAUGAUCUACAUCAGAAGCUACGCCAACGCUAUCCCUCUAAAGAGUUCCUUCACAAACGGCGACUCGCUCUUGAAGCCUAUCUGCAGAAACUCCUCCUUCUACCAGAGGUCUGUCGCAGCCGCGAUCUACGUGCAUUCCUCUCUCAGCGUGCCAUACUUCCCCGUAAGGAAAAUGUCCGCGACAAUGAAGGGGAAACCAAAGACCUUGUUACACGCAUCUACAACUCCGUCGCAGAUGGCAUGGAUGACUUCCUCGGCAACUUCGGCGUCCUAGACCAGCUGUCUACCGCAGGCCAGAACCUCAUAUCAGCGGCCACCCAGCAAGCCAGCAGCAACACGACAGUCCCAGACUCCAGCCUCGCAACCGAAGAUGCCGUCACAGCCGCCGAAGCCGAAGCGGAACUAAAUGCCUUCGAAGACCGCGAGCUCGAGCCAUUCAUCAAGCCCAUCUGCGAUCUCUUCCUCGAAGCGUUCGAGCUAAACCGCGGCAACAACUGGCUGCGCGGCCGUGCCGUCGUCGUCGUCCUGCACCAGCUCCUCGGCGGAACAAUAGAGCGCAAGGUCCGCGACGGAGCGCGGGGCCUGACACAGGAUGACUCGCUUGUCAAGUACCUUGCUCUCGCUCGCGAUACCCUCUGGCCCGGCGGCGUACUCCGUAAAGCCCCACCUCGUUCGGCCGCAGACCGUCUCAAUAGUCGUGCCGAGGCCACUGUGGUCUUGGCUACGCUCAUCCCGGAUCUGGCGGGUAAUGUCGUGGGCAGAGCUAAUGCACAGGCUGCAGCCCGUCGCAUUUUUGCUACGCUGAAUAAUCCGUAUCUUAAUACCCAUCUUGUUUUUACGAUUCUUGACGAGAUCGUCCUGGUUCUCUUUGGGAGUUCGGGUCGUUCUCGAUGA